UCGAAAGAAGUUGCUCCUAAUUUAUAUUCCUUUAACUUAAGAAUACCAAGUAAAUAUAUAGAAACAUGUCCAACGCUAAUCCCGUGAAAAAGGUACCACUACAUUUGCAGAGCGCCCAAAACCGCGUCUACAUUAAAAAUGGUCAAGUCGUCAAUCACGAUCAAACAUUCAAAGCUGAUGUUUACAUCGAAGAUGGCAUAAUCAAAUUCGUUGGUCCCGCCUCCGAGAUUAAUGUGCCAGGUGGUGCUCGUGUUAUUGAUGCUGCUGGAAAAUAUGUUAUUCCCGGUGGUAUCGAUCCCCACACCCAUUUCCAAUUUCCCUUCCAAGGAGCUGUGUCUGUUGAUGAUUUCUAUCAUGGCACCAGAGCAGCUGUAUCUGGCGGAACCACCACAGUUAUCGAUUUCGUUGUACCCGACAAGGGUGAAUCUUUGAUAACCGCCUACAAAAGAUGGCGCUCCUGGUCUGAUGGCAAAGUAUGCUGUGAUUUCGGUUUCCAUGUUGCUGUGACCUGGUGGUCUCAACAGGUGUCCGAUGAAAUGAAAAUAUUGUGUGAUGAAUUCGGUGUGAACUCUUUCAAAAUGUUCAUGGCCUACAAGGGUAUUUAUCAAUUGAAUGACUCCGAUAUGUUGGAUGCUUUGGAACGUAUACGCGCCUUGAAGGCCGUAGCUCAAGUUCAUGCUGAAAAUGGUGAUAUUAUUGCCAAAAAUGUUGGCAGACUUUUGAAUGCUGGUGUCACUGGACCCGAAGGUCAUGAAUUGUCUAGACAAGAAGAGGUUGAAGCUGAAGCUGUUCACCGUGUUUGUGUUUUGGCUCAUCAGGUUGACUGUCCCCUCUAUGUUGUUCACGUUAUGAGCAAAUCGGCUGGUAUUGAACUCGCCAGAGCCCGUCAACGUUACAACAACCGUGGUAUUUAUGGUGAAACCUUGGCUGCUGCCUUGGGUACCAAUGGCACAAAUUGCCAGCACAUUUGCUUCCAUCAUGCUGCCUCACACAUUUUGAGUCCUCCCUUGAGAUCUGAUCCCACAACACCCGAAUUCAUGAUGCGUUUGUUGGGCAAUGACAAUCUCCAGACCACCGGCAGUGACAACUGCACCUUCAACAAGGAACACAAAGAGUUGGGCAAGGGCAACUUUGCCAAUAUUCCCAACGGUGUUAAUGGCGUUGAGGAUCGUAUGUCUGUGAUAUGGGAAAAUGGUGUACAUGCUGGUAUUUUGGAUCCCUGCCGUUUUGUUGCAGUCACCAGUACCAAUGCUGCCAAGAUCUUUAAUAUCUAUCCACAAAAGGGCUACAUUGGUGUAGGCUCUGAUGCCGAUAUUGUUAUUUGGAAUCCUAAUGCAACUCGCAAAAUUUCCAAGGAUACCCAUCAUCACAACUGUGAUUUCAACAUCUUUGAGGGUAUGGUGUGCCAUGGUGUUCCCGAAAUUGUUUUGGUUCGUGGUCGUGUGUGUGUGGAGGAUGGUGAAGUUCGCGUAGUUGAGGGUCAUGGUCGUUUCUUGAAUACUCCCCUUCGUCCUCCUUACAUCUACGAUGUUAUGGACGGCUUAGUUGAGCCCCCACAAAAUUUGGCCUUGAAGAAUGCCCAUUUACCUGAAAUGGAGAGGGAAAUUCAAGAACAAAUCCCCAUUUACAGAUCUCUGGCAUGUGAAACUCCCUCUGUGGCUGCCUAUGGCAGUGAUCAUAUUAAACAUUCUUGCAAAAAGCAAGAAGAAACCUCUAAAGAUUGUCCCCGUUCAUCGAUUAAGAUACAAAAUCCCCCUGGUGGCAAAUCAUCUGUCUUGUGGUAGACUUACUUUUCAUACGUAAUCUCACCAUGUCUUCCAUAUUUUAAUGGAAUUUGUAUAAUUUUCGGCAUUUCCACUUUCAUAAUUAUUUUACACAUACUUAUAAAUAAAUAUAAUAUCUAAAUUCUAAAUACAUAUCAAUAUUUGAUGAAAUUAAAUAUAAUUUUUAUUUAUCCACCAUGUUAAA
Molecule: messenger RNA, 1968 nt
Organism: Calliphora vicina (urban bluebottle blowfly)
Lineage: Eukaryota; Metazoa; Arthropoda; Insecta; Diptera; Calliphoridae
Product: dihydropyrimidinase-like
Exons: 9
Coding region: 66-1784 (572 amino acids)
Biological process (GO): pyrimidine nucleobase catabolic process
Cellular component (GO): cytoplasm
Molecular function (GO): dihydropyrimidinase activity
Source: RefSeq, a predicted model, not a curated record